AUGUUGUUUACAGUACUUUAUCUUUCAUAUAUACAGACAAAACCAAGAUAUCUCACUCUACAACAUCGAAAAAAUGGACCUACUGUAGAAAACUUCUGGGAUUUCAACAGUAGUACAGAAGAAGAGAAAAAAUUUUUAUUAAAUGUUACUUCAAGCGUAGAUUCAUUUAAAGAUAAGUUAUACAUACUAGAAAGACUAAAUACUACUACAGCAAAGUUCAUUGUUGCAGAAUAUUAUACUUUCGAAGUUCACCACGAAGCUGCAGGAGAUUUACCAUUUAAGUUAAUGCAAGAAUGUUAUCAAGAAGGUCUAGACUUAUGUGGUGAUUUCCUUGCUUAUUUUUACGAAAUUGGUUUAUUUACUGAAAAAGAUCCUCUAAAAGCAGCAUUCAUUCGAGCAGAAUCCGACACGAUAUUAUAUUCAAUAAUUCGCACUGCUGAUGCACCAGAUUAUUCACUUUACGAAAAUUUAAUUAAAAUCACCGAAUAUUUCCCUCCAACAAAGGCCACACAUAAGAAUUUAACAGAUCUAUUCAUUUUACCACAAGAUGGCUACAGAUAUCAGAAAUAUCUUAAAUCAAAUACGAUUCCUAAAAAUAUUCUUGAAAUAAUCAAAGGAAUUCAUGAUAAAACUCAAAAACCAAGUGAAGAACUAUAUAAAAUUUGUGCUACUGACUCAGAAGGUCGAUACCAUUUUGUAAAAGAAGUACUUUCCAUUGACGAAGAUUUAGCUCUUAAAUUAAUAAAAGAAAAUCAAAUAAAGGAACUCUAUGCAGAUGCUUUCCUUGCCUCCAAUCAAGAUAGUCCAUAUUUGAAAGCUCUUUCCAAAGAAAUCUCUCGAAAUAUCAAAGAUAACAUUGAUUUGAUACCAAAUUUGGCAUUUUACCUUUACUCAAACAAUUAUAAUAAUGCCGGUAAAUAUUUAUUGUUAUAUACUAAGUCUAAGUUCUGUCCAAAAGGUUUGAAUCGAUAUUACAAAGAUUUUCAAAAAUAUUUAGGAUUUCCAUCAAAAGAUGAAGACUUAUUUGCAUUGAAAAACAAUUUACACCAUUAUGACUUACUAACAAGAAAUACUGCUCGUAUUAAAUUGGCUUUUCAGAUUGAAGAUGUCUAUCAAAUCGAACAUCUUUUGUCUGAAAGUGAAGAUAGCUUCAAAAUAUCAAUUUUCAUUAGAUUUGUUAGAUAUACUCAACUGAUGGUCAAAGCUUAUUUGAAAGGAGGAAUCCCUGCUUUCCUCGAUUUCUACAACAUUCAUUUCGUUAAAUUGAUGAUAGAGCGAUUGGUUGCAUCAUUAAUUGUUGGUAUAAUGUCACUAUCUCUAUUUAUAUUAAUAAGAAAACGAGUCAUGAUGAGCGUUUUCGAUUGA
This is a messenger RNA of Trichomonas vaginalis G3, 1365 nucleotides long. RefSeq lists its product as uncharacterized. NCBI's taxonomy places the organism in Eukaryota, Parabasalia, Trichomonadida, Trichomonadidae. The record is from RefSeq and is a predicted model, not a curated record. The coding region runs from base 1 to 1365 and encodes 454 amino acids. The transcript has a single exon.